AUGGAUGACUAUAUCAGCCAUUUUCUGACCUCAGAAGAAAAGAAUACCAUCACUCGUCAGUUCCAGGGAGACUCUUGGCGCCCAAAUCGUCAGGUGCUAUGGACCGGAAUACCUAAGGCCCAUGCUCAAAGAUGGGCGGAAAAGCAUGGUAUGCAAACAUUGACCACUGCUAUGGGACCCCUUAUGGCCAAAGAGAAUGGGCACUGUCUAUUUUCUCAAAAGGGUACGAAAGGCUGGUCCCGAUAUAUCAAAGGUGCCUCUGCCCUUUUUGCAUGGCAUAUAUGUGGAGGCGAAGAAGUCACUGUAUUGACCCCUCCACCUCCAUUUAGGUUCCAUCCGUCCGGGUUCACAAGUUAUCAAGUAAUUGAAGAGCCCAUACUAAAAGGUGGUAUUAACAACAAACAUGUGUCUAUUAUCAUGUUGGUCCAUCCAGAUGUGAAAGGGGCAGAGGACUUCAGAUACCAGAUAUGGCCGGUUGACAAGACUUCUUCCUGGAUUGCUAAGUUUGGAUCUACCUAUUCCGGUACCAGAUGCUGGAGAGAAGUAAAGAUGGCGCCAUUAGUUCAUGGAGCUAAUGGUCAGAAUCUUCUUCUACCGUCCCCUGUAUAG
Molecule: messenger RNA, 609 nt
Organism: Aspergillus caelatus
Lineage: Eukaryota; Fungi; Ascomycota; Eurotiomycetes; Eurotiales; Aspergillaceae
Exons: 2
Coding region: 1-609 (202 amino acids)
Source: RefSeq, a predicted model, not a curated record